Messenger RNA from Rotaria sp. Silwood1, 636 nucleotides. The record is from the annotation of a GenBank genome assembly. Lineage: Eukaryota; Metazoa; Rotifera; Eurotatoria; Philodinida; Philodinidae.
AUGAGUUCUACAGAUGUUCGAUAUCCUAAUGAAAGUAAUGUUGGUGCUUCAUCACCCCCUGUUGUUACACCACAUUAUAAUUCUACUCUACCAAAUCCACCAAAUGAUCCAUCAUCAACAAGACCUACACGAUGUGCUACUGGUGUACGUUUUUUUACAACAAUUCAUGGAAUAUUAAAUAUUAUAAUACUUAUUGCACUUAUUUGUGUAAUAAUAAGCGCUGGUGUAGCUGAUAAUGGAAGAAUUGCUGAUGAUUUUGCUUCAAAUUCAAGAGCAAAAGUUAGUGCUUUUCAUACACGUAAUGCAGUUCUUGUUUUUGCAUCAUUUGGUCUUGUUUUAAUUAUUGUUGAUACAAUUCUUCAUGUAUCUAGUUUAAUAUAUCGUUUACCAACUGCAUUUGAUUUAAUUUUUAUUAUUAUUAUGCUUGUAUUUGCUUUUAUAUAUCUUAUUCUUGGAUGUUGUUCAGCAGCAUGGGAACAAAAAGUACGUGAUAUACCAGAACCAGCCAAUCUAUUAAUACGUCAUAAAGGUGCUGCUGCAUCUGCUGCGUUCUUUUUAUUUGUGGCUAUGAUUGUUGUUGCAAUCGAUUUUGCCUUACGAUUAAUCAAUCGACCAGCACAAAGCUAUACUCCGUAA